Molecule: messenger RNA, 993 nt
Organism: Parnassius apollo (apollo)
Lineage: Eukaryota; Metazoa; Arthropoda; Insecta; Lepidoptera; Papilionidae
Source: the annotation of a GenBank genome assembly
AUGAGCCAGGCAAAAAAAUGGGAGCCUCUGAAAAGGGUGGGUAUCAUUGGAGUUCCCUUCGAAAAAGGACAAACGAAAUAUGGAGUGAAUAUUGCUCCAGCUGCAAUGAGAUCUGCGGGCUUGAUUGAACAUCUUAAAACAAUCGAAGGGCUCGAUAUUAAAGACUAUGGAGACAUUGACACAACAGCUGCUGACGCUGAUGUUGAAGUAGACAACAUGGCCCAUCUCUCACAGGUUUCAGCCUGUAACAAAAAUCUAUCAGAACGUGUGUCGCAAGUACUCAAAGAUGGACGGAUUGCUGUCACCAUCGGUGGAGAUCACUCCAUAGGGGUUGGCACUGUGGAUGGCCAUUACAACGUAAAUCACGAUAUGAUACUCAUCUGGGUAGAUGCACAUGCUGACAUCAACACAAAUAAGACGUCAGGCUCAGGAUCCGUGCACGGAAUGCCCGUGGCACUUCUUGUAAAAGAGCUAUCCGAUUAUUGGCCUUAUUUACCUACUAUGGACUGGCAAGUACCUAAAUUCUCGAUCAAAAACUUGGGGUAUGUUGGACUUCGUUCUGUUGAUAAUUAUGAAAGACUAGCAAUUGAAAAAUAUAAUAUCCCAACGUUUGCAAUGGAAGACAUUGAAGAACAUGGUAUAAGAAAAUCAAUUCAUCACAUACUACAAGUAUUAGAUCCAGAAAUGAAUAAACCCAUUCAUGUGAGCUUUGAUAUCGAUUCCUUGGACUCGUUAGAAGCUCCUAGCACUGGCACCCCAGUCCGAGGAGGUCUAACACUUCGCGAGGCUAUCAAUUUAAUGGAGAUCAUACACUCGACAGGAAGAUUACGAGCUAUUGACUUGGUGGAAAUCAACCCUGCUCUAGGUGAUGAAUCAGAUAGAAAACGUACUAUAGAAGCAGGACUUUGCGUCCUUAAGGCUGCCUUAGGAUUUUCCAGGCGUGGAACCGCCCCAAGAGGCAUUUUAGACCUACCCGUUCAAACACACAAUUAA